AUGUCUCGCGUCCAUCUUCAAGACGAACUUGCACAAUCCGUUGAACGGGUGAUUGUGCAGACACAAUACGGUCCAAUCAAGGGUGGGCGUGCUGUGAACGGAGCAGCCGCGUUUCUAGAGGUUCCAUAUGCAUUGCCCCCGGCACGAUUCGAGAAUGCGAAGCCUCUCCCGAAAGGUUUCGUAUAUGAGGACAAGGAGUACAUCUACGAGAGCAGCUAUGGUGUUCAGCCAACGAACGAUGGGCAAGCUGCCAGUGCGCCGUAUGAGGACAAAGUUGGUUUAGGCAAACCCACCGAAAAUCCCCUUUUUGUGAACAUAAUUUGUCCACCGUCUUUCCCAGCGAAGAGGGCUUUCCCAGUCAAGGUCUAUAUUCACGGCGGAUUUUUGCAAUUCGGAUCACCUCAUGGGCUAGGCGGGCAGGCACAGUUCGUAGCUGCAGAACAGUCAGAAGUUUGGGUCAACGUUGGCUACCGGCUUUCGGCAUUCGGUUUCCUUGCCAGCGAUCAACCAAAGCUGAACGGAAACUUCGGUUUCCAGGAUCAGUGGCUGGCGUUGCUGUGGGUGCGGGAGAAUAUCCAGACAUUUGGAGGCAAGUACAAGCAACCCAGAAGACAUACAGAUCAGCGGAUUGUCUGCAGGUACAUCGAAAUACUGCAUCAUGCUUCUCGUCUUCCUGAAGGCGAAAAGGCACCGUUCCACUCCGCCAUCCUCCAGUCUAACUCCAUUGUGAUUGCUCCCAAGACCCCUACGGAGCUGCGCCCCCAGUUCCAGGCACUGUGCUGUGCCCUUAAGCUCGAUCCCGAUGCUCCCGACCUGCUCGCUACUCUCCGCGACCCCGAGCAGGUGCCGUGGUCUGUGAUCACGCACGCCAUCGAGACAGAUGCCGUGGGCAUCGAGCACGGGACGUUCCGAGGGUGUAUGGACGACGUGUGGAUGUCGUCCGCGCCCGAGCCCAUGGAGUGGCAGCGCUCGGGCGGGUUUGCACGCGCUCUCCAGGCCCGCGGCGUGCGAUGCAUCGUAGUCGGCGAUCUCACGGAGGAGUGGUACCUCUACUCGAUCGCGCACCCCGUCACGAGCAUGCGUGACGUCGAGCUGAACAUGGAGCGCUACUACCAAAUCGACGUCGUCAAGAAGAUGAUGACGAAGUACCGCGAGGUUCCCGCCGGGUCAUCCGAGGAGGAAUUCAAGAGGCUAUUUGGGGAGAUGCUGAGUGAGGGACAGGUGCAUCUUCCUGUACGGUUACUUGCGAGGGACCUCAUGGCGGCCGGGUUCCCUGUCAUACGAUACGAGAUCGGCUGGACUCCUGAGCAGGUCAGGCCUUUUGGAUAUGUAACGCAUGGAACCGAUCGUCCCCUGUGGACAAUUCGACGACCGACUCUAGAGCCUUCGCAAGUGGACGUUGCCCGUGCAUGGGUCGACAGGAUCGAGUCUGAAGUGAAAGCAGUGCUCGACGGGAAAUCGUCGAGCAAAGAUCUGCACGAGGUCUUGGCACUCAAUGGGAACAAAACGAUCUCGUGGAAGAAGGAUGAUAAGUGGGAUGACCUAAUGCGACUUGUCGAUGCUCUUCCUGGGGAGACUGCUUGA
Messenger RNA from Sparassis crispa, 1584 nucleotides. RefSeq lists its product as hypothetical. The transcript has 10 exons. Lineage: Eukaryota; Fungi; Basidiomycota; Agaricomycetes; Polyporales; Sparassidaceae. The record is from RefSeq and is a predicted model, not a curated record. Bases 1 to 1584 code for a protein of 527 amino acids.